This is a messenger RNA of Auanema sp. JU1783, 2571 nucleotides long. NCBI's taxonomy places the organism in Eukaryota, Metazoa, Nematoda, Chromadorea, Rhabditida, Rhabditidae. The record is from the annotation of a GenBank genome assembly.
AUGGAAAAGCAAGACGUUGAUAGAGGACGCUCACCCGUUCCCUGGCACAGUGCCGUCAAGCAGUUAGCUCGUGGUGUGCCUGGUUCUUCAUUUGGCCCGACGUCAUCUGGAUCUUUUUUACCGGCAAACAGUCAACAAUCUAGGAUCGGCAUGUCAUCGCUUGUUCAACCAGCACAACUUCAGUUUGAAAAUUUCAAACAAGAUGCCCCAAAUGUGGAUCUUGAGGGUGGUCGUUUGCUCGGAGUAGAAGAGCACGAAGAAAUUGAUACAGACGGUUGGCGACAACGUGUUUACACAUAUACCAUCUUGGCUGCUGAUGGAUGUACAGAAGUAACUAAAACAAUCCGAACCAAAAUUAAACUAGAUUGCACGAGUAUGUAUAGACGACUUCAAGUAACAAACGGUGUUGAGGCCAAAGUUGAAGAAAAAUGUGAACGAGUUGUUGGAGAUAUAAGAGGUCUCGGUCCAGUACAAAACCUCGGUUAUAACCAGAGAAAACUUACUCUUGAUCCAAACGAUGCUCAGGAUAAAGCAAUAUACGAUACAUUGGUUGAAGUGCCAGAAACUUUCAAAAAGUUGUUGAACAAGGAACAAGACUCUUUCAUGAAACUAUUUCCUGAUUUAUUUUCUAAUAAUUUGAAAACCAAGUCAACGUUGUUUCCAAUACAGAAUACAGAGCUGAUACAUAAUGAUGAUGGAACAACAACCCGAAGAACUCGGAGUAGUAAAAGCUAUAGUCAAUCAUAUUCUACCCAAGACGUCUAUAUUAAUGGAGUUAAGCAAGAUCAGAUGAGUCAACGACGAUUCCGAGCUUUUGUUGAAUAUAAGGGAUCGGAUUAUGGUUUUCGAGUGAAAGUGAGUGAUAAUGCUUCAGAUGAUCUUUCUGAAGAUGAAACUGAAGAUGACGAUAAGACAAGCAGAACUCAUUCGGAGCUGACAGAUGCUGACAGUGAUGUGAUUGGUCUUGGAAAUGUUGCCCUACGUCCUGAGGUCAAAAAGCGUCAUGAAAGAGCUUGGUUUGCAGCCAAAGAACUCAUUGAUAGUGAGCAGCGUUAUGUGGAAAAACUGCGUUUGCUAGCCGAUAUAUUCCUGAAGCGAGUAGCAGAAGAGAAGAUUCUGGAUAAAGACCGUUUGCAUAAGCUCUUUGCAAACAUUUCUUCUUUAUAUCAGUUCCAUAAUACACAUUUCUUACCACAGUUAAUGGAAGCUGGAAGAGAAUGGGAGCACACUAAAAGAAUUGCUAAUGUUGUUAGAAAACAAGCUCCAUUCCUCAAAAUGUACUCGGAGUAUACGAACAAUUAUGAUCGAGCUACUAAAAUCUAUGAAGAAGCAAAGAAGAAGAAACGCUUCGCAGAGAUUGUUCAUGAGAUUGAGGAACUUCCUGAGUGUGAAGGAUUACCACUUGGCCAUCAUUUGAUUUGUCCCGUUCAACGAGUUAUGAGAUAUCAGUUACUGCUCCAGGAAUAUAAGAAAUAUAUGGCUGAUACUGAUGUUGAUUAUGAUGACACUACAGUAGCUCUUCAAUUAGUUUUGCAAGCUGCCACACACGCGAACGAGAUGAUGAAGAAGCUGGAACGAUUCGGAAAAGUGAUAACAGUGCAGGAAGAAUUGGGUAACUCCAUUUCUUUAGUUUCACCUGGACGUGAACUUCUACGACAAGAUGUUAUUCAAAAAAUAUCUUCAAAAACCGAAAAGCCGGAAGAAAGAACUCUGUUUCUGUUCAAUGAUUUCAUAUUGCUGGCAAGCGAAAGACGUCUUGGUAUGGGGAGGUAUAGACUUCGAGCAGUUUUCCACCCCUGUCAUACACAGGUAUGUGAAGGAGACAAUUUGGAAAGGGAACACUCAUUUUAUCUGAGAGGUUCUGAUGGAAACGGACCACAACGUUGCGUUGAAUUAUUCUGCGAUAAUUCUUCCUCCAAACAGGAAUGGGUUGAAGCUUUAUGCAAAGUGAUUGAUGAUUGUCGAGCGAAUUCGGCAACUUUCAGUGGAAGUCAGAGGUCCAGUCUCUGUGAGGCCAAUAAUAAUAGUAAAGAAUCCAAAAACUGUGCUGAUUGCGACUCUGAAUUUAGCCUCUGGUCUCGAGGAAUAAAAUGUGGAAAGUGUAGAAGAAAGUUGUGUAAGAAAUGUUUUGGACGUUAUCGUACAGAAUCGAAGAACAGUCGAGUCUGUGAAAAUUGCGUUAAGAAUACUGGUACUGAAAGCCUUAUCAGAUCUCAAUCAACAUUUUCUGCAGCUCGUCAGAACCUUCUAGCUGUUUCAGCUAAAGGGGAAGGCGUUUUACACUCCGGAUUUGUUAAAUUCCGCGGAAGCCUUGGAAAAACAUUUGAACGAUAUUUCGUUGUCCGGAAUGAUUUCUGUCUUUAUUCUUAUAACUCUCCUUCGGAUUCUCAUGCUUUAGUAAUGCUACCCUUACCUGGAAGCGUUGUGAGGAUGUGUGGAGAGCCUUACACUUUCUCAUUACGAAUUGGAACACGCCGACAGUACACAAUUACUGUUGAAAAUGAGGAUCAUCAAACAAAAUGGAUGGCUUUAUUGGAUUUAACUUCAAAUGCUCAACUCAAUAACUCAUAG